CCCUCCCUCUCCCACCCAGCCCCACCUGUACCAGGGUUUAAAUCCCAGCCCAGCUCAGCUCUGGGCACUGGACCCGGCUCCUAGCAGCACCAUGAAGUCAGGGGCCAUCUUCCUCUUCCUGGGGUUCCUGGCCCUCUGGGCCCAGCUGCCGCCUGCAUCUGCUCAAGUGCGACCUGGAGCCUGCCCCAUACCCCAAGGCCUGGGGACCUGUGUGGAGAUGUGCCAGGGGGACAAUUCUUGUCCUCCAGGAUGGAAGUGCUGCAGCAAUGGGUGUGGCCACGUCUGCAUGAGACCAGUAACCCAACCACAAGUGCGACCUGGAGCCUGCCCCAUACCCCAAGGCCCGGGGACCUGUGUGGAGAUGUGCCAGGGGGACGAUUCUUGUCCUCCAGGAUGGAAGUGCUGCAGCAAUGGGUGUGGCCACGUCUGCAUGAGACCAAUAACCCGACCACGAGGGCUUGCGUUCCCUCCCCAGGCCUGGACCCUUCUGCGCGCCAUGGCAUCACUACCUGCCUAGCGUCGGAGCCAGGCUGAGGAGUCCUUCCACUACGGAUCUGCUACGAGGGCUGGGGAGGAUGCUUCAUUCCCCAGUCGCUCUUCUCUUCUGGUAGCUAACCCUCCCAAGCACUCCCUGCCCUCUAUUAACUGCUUUGGGGGAUGCCCUGCUGAGGAACUGCUUUGUGUCCUGAAUUUGGGGGCCCUGGCCAGGACACAGGGGCUGUUGCUGCAGCCUUGGGGUGUGUUCCUCUCUGGCCAGCUCAGCUCAGGCUGCUGUGUUUUGCAGAGAACCUUUUCUUCUUAAUAAAUGUGUGAUGCAUUAA
Messenger RNA from Chelonoidis abingdonii (Abingdon island giant tortoise), 821 nucleotides. The record is from RefSeq and is a predicted model, not a curated record. Lineage: Eukaryota; Metazoa; Chordata; Testudines; Testudinidae.